GAUCAAAAGUCAAUAAACGAAAAAGACGACAAAAUGGAAAACGAUAUGAACGCUCUUAUCCAAGCCUUGACAGCGCUCACCGUAAUUACAAACCAAGUCCCAACAACAAACAAUAAUGAUUCGACCAACACAACUAUGCUUCUAUCACAAAUCCAAGCAUUGGCAACUACUUUACAAGCAGCUCAGAACUCCCAAACUAAUACUUCAGGUGCAACAACAUCGUUACUGGCCACGCAUGAAUAUAUGGCAGGAAGGAAACGAACAAGGCUAGAACGAGGAAAUAAUCCGCAAGAUGAUACAGAUCAAAUCAUUAAGCAAGACAAUAAGGACUACCCAAUGUCACGGCUGCAAAUAUUUUGCUGA
Molecule: messenger RNA, 363 nt
Organism: Ambispora gerdemannii
Lineage: Eukaryota; Fungi; Glomeromycota; Glomeromycetes; Archaeosporales; Ambisporaceae
Source: the annotation of a GenBank genome assembly